CAGGGGGCGGUGCUGCCGCCUUGCCCGCCUUGCCCGCCUCUGCCGCCGAGGCCGCGGGGCCGGUGCGGAGCGCACGAUGGAGGCGCCGCCGGUGACCAUGAUGCCCGUCACGGGCGGCACCAUCAACAUGAUGGAGUACCUGCUCCAAGGGAGCGUGCUGGACCAGAGCCUGGAGAGCCUCCUGCACCGCCUGCGCGGGCUGUGCGACAACAUGGAGCCCGAGACCUUCCUGGACCACGAGAUGGUGUUCCUGCUGAAGGGGCAGCAGGCCAGCCCCUUCGUGCUGCGCGCCCGGCGCUCCAUGGACAAGAGCGGCAUGCCCUGGCACCUGCGCUACCUGGGACAGCCCGAAAUCGGCGACAAGAACCGCCACGCGCUGGUGCGCAACUGCGUGGACAUCGCCACGUCCGACAACCUGACGGACUUCCUGGUGGAGAUGGGUUUCCGCAUGGACCACGAGUUCGUGGCCAAAGGGCACGUGUUCCGCAAGGGCAUCAUGAAGAUCGUGGUGUACAAGAUCUACCGCAUCCUGAUGCCAGGAAACACGGAGAGCAUUGAGCCGCUCUCCCUCUCCUACUUGGUGGAGCUCAAUGUAGUCGCGCCAGCAGGACAGGACAUUGUUUCUGAUGACAUGAGGAACUUUGCUGAGCAGCUGAAGCCUCUAGUACACCUGGAGAAAAUUGACCCCAAAAGACUAAUGUGAUUGAAAAUCUGGGCCAUUAAGGCAUUGUUUUUGUGUUUCAGAAAACAAUGUUUUUAUAAAAGGGUUUUUUGUGGGCAAAUCAAAGCAGGGAGAAGGGAAUAAAGUACUAUAUAUCAGUUUUGGCAGUUAUAAUUACUGAGUGUUUUUUUCCUUCACUUGUGAAUUUGAACAAAAGUGGACACUUUAAACUAGCACUGUCAAAAAAAAAUCAGUAAAUGUUAAUACUGACAGUUUCCUUCUCUUGCAUGGGAGAUAACUUAAAAAGCCUAUUGCCUAACACUAAAAAUGUCAAGACUUACUGGAAUUCAUCCCUCUGUGUACCCAGAUCCCACUACUGUCUUAAGAUUUUUAGAGCACAAUUUGUGUCUCCUACCUAGUAAUCCAAAACUUUUUCUUUUCAGUAAUAGAUGAAGUUAAUGUAGUUUAAGGCAAGAGGUGCUGUUUCACACAAGCAUAAACACAGAAACUGCUAUAUAAAAGAGCAAUUAACUGUACACCUCUUCACCAAACCUUAUAUGACAGGAACAGCUACUUGUUAGGGAAACUGUUUCUUCUGAUGUAACCAAAGUUAGAGUUGGAAGAAAAUCUAGUAAUAUUAACAUUUGCAAGUGGUUUUCACAUCUUUCGACAGUGUUCCAUUAUUUUCACUGGAAUUGGUUAGGACAGUCUUAGUUAAUAAGAAAGUAAAUUACCAGGUACUCUUUAUUACCGAAUUUCUCACAGAUGACAGCUAUAUUAAAUAUUGAAAUGUUAAGUGCUUUAUAUUAAAAAAAAUUAUUCACAGUUUUUCAUUAAAAAUGUAUUACAAGAAAAUCAGCAUCUGUUACUUGAAUUACUGAUGAUUUUGCUUAGCACCUCUCUUAGUAGUAGGAUGGUUAGUUACCCUAGUAGUGCCAUGAUAAUUCAGUGUUUUUUGAAUUAAGUUUGAGAGUUUUCAGGUACAGUUCAGUCAAAUAAAAGCCAGGAAAGAUAAAGGAGCUCAUUUAAAUUUCUCAGGUUUUUUGCAGAGGUCAACCAUUUCACCCACUGAUAAGUGUUCCAAGUGUUCGGGAGGUUUUUAAUAGCUACAUUUUCAACUGGAUCAGUGCUGCAGGCUCCGAUGUGGGGCGUGGGGAGGCCUUGAUUACUGGGCUGGUACUUGAGCACCCUCAGGCUGAAGACAGAGCAGUGAUUUCCAAUGGGGCAGCAGUGAGGCAUCACCAGCAUCACUGCUCAUUACCCUGACUACAGGUGUUUUCUGGAGGGUACAAACACACCUGCGGUUCUGCUCAUACUUGGGCAUGGCUCACCCUCACCAAGACAGCACGCUAUCCUGGGCCUCCGAGCUGGAAUUCUCUCGUAUACAGGGCAUAACUUCCUAGGAGCUUCCUAGGCUGUUCCACAGUUGAGUGACAGUCUUAUCCCAGCAAAUGGGAAUUGUUAGGGCUGCUGUCAUAUUUUGCCACUCUUUGCACUAGUUAAAAAUCACUGGCUACAACUUUACAAUCUGUGGCUUAUUUCCUGGCACACAAAAGUUUAGGAAGUCUUGUGGAUGACAAUAGGUCUAACUAUUGAUUGAUCCAACUUAAUAAAUAUUUUUAUUUUUAAGGAGAGUUUAAACACUGAAAACUGCAGCAAUCCUCGGUAUCAGGCUUCCUUAUGCUUACGGUAGUCCAUGUACAGAAGAGGCAGGUGUGCAGAGAGAAGAGCUUACUGCAUCAAUGGCUACAGCUGAGGACACUUGCAAGUUGCUAAUGUUCAAAGUGUGUCCCUUUCUUCUAACAAAAUGUAUUUUUCUCCUAUAAAACUUUGUCAAAGGUGGAGACAGAUGAUUAGUGUUAGUAAUUGACACCAGUAAACUGUGUGUCAUAGCCCUAAUUAUCAUUCAUCAUCCAGGGUCAAAUGGUACUGCAGUUACACAGAAAUGCUCAACCUCUUUACUGGAAAGUAUCUAAUUUUUAAAUUAUGAACGUAAGUUACGGUACCAUGAAUGUGAAAUGCGACUUUUUUGGGGGGGUAAAAAAAAGUCUUCUUUUUGCCAGGUAAAAUAGCUGCAUUCUCCAAGGUGAGAGGUUACCUCAGGACUCUAUGUUUUGCAAUAUAUUACAAGAAACCUGAUACAGCUGCGCUUAAGUUUUGAUUCUGUUCAAGUAAUGCCUUCUGUUACUUCAAACUGUUCCUCUAGUCCUGCAUACCUGUAAGAUUUCUUCCAAUUUUCCUGAUUGCUAUAUAAAGAAGUAGAAAUUACUGCAACAAAUAAAGGUAGGAUUGCUAUUGA
Zonotrichia albicollis (white-throated sparrow) is the source of this 2960-nucleotide messenger RNA. It is a transcript of the gene MED18, whose product is annotated as mediator complex subunit 18. Gene Ontology annotation, biological process: termination of RNA polymerase II transcription; regulation of transcription by RNA polymerase II. Lineage: Eukaryota; Metazoa; Chordata; Aves; Passeriformes; Passerellidae. The record is from RefSeq and is a predicted model, not a curated record. Gene Ontology annotation, cellular component: core mediator complex; mediator complex. Gene Ontology annotation, molecular function: transcription coregulator activity.